Spizellomyces punctatus DAOM BR117 is the source of this 2224-nucleotide messenger RNA. RefSeq lists its product as uncharacterized. The transcript is spliced from 8 exons. Gene Ontology annotation, biological process: actin filament bundle assembly. The record is from RefSeq and is a predicted model, not a curated record. The coding region runs from base 56 to 907 and encodes 283 amino acids. Gene Ontology annotation, cellular component: plasma membrane; actin cytoskeleton. Lineage: Eukaryota; Fungi; Chytridiomycota; Chytridiomycetes; Spizellomycetales; Spizellomycetaceae. Gene Ontology annotation, molecular function: actin filament binding.
CCCAAGCAAAACCAAAGGCCCGCUGGCAAGCUGGCGAAAAAAAAAACCAUAGCAAAUGACGGUCGACACGUUGGCAAAUAUCCCUUCCCCAUCGGUUCCUGGCGCGCCAGCGACUGUCAAAGAUGGAUGUUUUGUGUGUCAAAAGGUUGUAUACCCAAUGGACAAGCUGAAUGCAGAUGACAAGAUCUUUCACAAGACGUGUUUGCGAUGCGGCCACUGCAAAAAAGUCCUCUCGCUGGGCAACUAUGCUGCGCUGAACGGCAUCUUCUAUUGCAAACCACACUUUAAGCAAUUAUUUGCCUUGAAAGGCAACUAUUCGGAUGGAUUUAAAGCGUCCGAAGCCGCAGCGCAAAAGAUUGAUGACCAGCAGGAUACACCCAAAUCAUCUUCACCUUCAAAUUCAUCGCCACCACCGCAACCACAACAGCAGCAAAAAUCAUUGCCAUCUUCCACCUCAACGACGCCUGUGCUUGUCCGUAAAGCCUCCGUAGCUUCCCUUUCCUUGAAUACAAGCGAAGGCAUGGCAGGAAGGGGCUGUCAAGAUAACAUGACGUCACCUAGACAGCUGCGUAGGUCACCAUCAAUGGCUCUCGCCGAACGUAUGGCCGCGUUUACUGUUCAAGAUGAACCUGUUGUGAGCAAACAAGUUGUAUCGCCGUCAGAGGCUCCAAAAGGAGUCGUUGGGGACAAAAUAUCUAUUUACGGGAAUCUAACCGCCUCCAGCGAGAAGCUGACGGUCGCCGAAUCGACAGCUAUCAAGCUCAAAGACGAAGAGAUUGAGCAACUUCAUCGUGAUCUUGAACAGCAGCGGAAUCACUCUGUGGCGUUGGAAAAGGAAAUCGUAAGGCUCAAGGCCCUGUUGCAAGAAAAGGAGCAAGUGAUCACAACCUUGCAGCAGCAAAAUUAGUUGCAUUUUUCGUCGACCGAAUCUACUGAACAUUUUUGGUUAUUGGGGUUUUCGCUCACCGUCGUGCAAGCUAGAUAGAAUUUCUAGAUUUUUUGGAAAUUUUAUAGAUUAUUGGUGUAUGAAAAAGAAGAUAUAGAGUCUACGAUUGUGUUUUUAUUACAAAGCUGCCCGGCUGGAGAUUUCAAUCUUUUCAUUUGACAUACAAUAGCACGAAUAGGGUGACAACGAGGACUGUCGAACUGUAUAAUGAUGAUUAUGUAUGAUACUAUCGUAACUUGUCUACAUGUCUAAACUCGGCACCUUGUUGCCUCCCUCCAUCCAACGACAACAAUCGGUAUCAAUCCUCCAGGACGGACACUAAACGCUCGAUGUCCCGUCACCCUCAAACUCGCCUCAAUAAUCCCACCAUGACACACAAUUCCAACAAACAAAUGUUCCCUAUCCAUAAAAAUCCCAUCGAAAACCCUUUGAACUCGCUCAUCCACAUGUUGAUCCUCUUCCCUCUCAUCCGGCUUCCACAAGGUAUCCUCAUCACUCACCAACCCACUGAAAUCAAAUUCCGGCCAUAAACCCUCCAACUCGGUCCGACUCCGCCGUUUAUCACACGUAUGCUCUCCAUACGAUUCCCGAAGAUCUUCCAACACCCGCGGAUGAUACCCCUCUACCAAACUCCCCCAAAUAAGUCGCGUGGUAUUCAAACACCUUGAGAGCGGGGACGAGAGAAUAAGGGAUGGAAGGGGUAACCCAUCGCCAAGUUCACCCUUGAUGAGAUCAGUGUUGCCGUGGAGUUGGGAAAUACCUAAUGGUGUCAGAGGGGCGUCAAAAUACUCUGGAAGGCGGGAAUAGUAGUCGUCCCAUGCGAUUUUUCCGUAUUUUUCUUCAGCGGCAUUGUGGAUUCCCCUAUUAAGACGAUUGUGUGUGUUUUGUUCUAGACUUGUCCAGAGGUUUACUGGCAAUUCAUACAAAACAAAAACUUACUGUCCAUGCCUCUGUAACAACAGAACCUUGACAACGCCCUUGUCUCCAAUCUCUUCUUGAACGCGUUCGAGUUUCUCAACAAACCUCUCCCAACGGCCCUGUUCGGUAUCAAUCAGUCCCAGAUGGGGUGGAACUAAGGGAAAGGACGAGUCGUUCGUAUCAGGGCGGCUUUGGACAAAGAAUCCAUCUAAAAUUGUGUAUCGCAGAGGAGUUGAUUGGAGGUGUAUGGGCAUUUGGGGCGAUAGCGGCAUAGAUUGAAUAGCGUGGAUGAUCGAAAUUAACGUCCAGAGGAUGAGAUACGACAUGUUUUCUAAAGUUCCUAAAAUAUCUUUCCCAACG